Molecule: messenger RNA, 579 nt
Organism: Impatiens glandulifera
Lineage: Eukaryota; Viridiplantae; Streptophyta; Magnoliopsida; Ericales; Balsaminaceae
Product: secreted RxLR effector protein 161-like
Exons: 2
Coding region: 1-579 (192 amino acids)
Source: RefSeq, a predicted model, not a curated record
AUGGUGGUUGUGCUUCUUUAUGUGGAUGACAUAAUCUUGACGGACAUUAACUAUGAUGAGAUCAACUACGCAAAGAAGUUGGUAGAAAAAAUUGGUAUGGCUGAUAGAAAAAAGAACUAUACUCCUAUCGACGUAAAUCCAAGACUUAGUCGAGACGAAGGAACAUGUAUACCAGAUCCUCGUCCUUAUCGUGCUCUUGUGGGAAGUCUGAUUUAUUUGACUAUAACAAGGCCUGACAUUGCUUAUACAGUUGGAGUGGUGAGUCGAUACAUGCAGGAGCCAAAGAAACCACACCUCGAAGAAGCGAAGAAAUUUCUGAAGUAUAUUAAUACCUCACUAGAUAUUGGUCUACUCUACGAAAAAGAUGCAAAAUUCGUCUUGCAAGGAUAUGCAGAUGCUGACUUUGCUGGAGAUCGAGACGAUCGAAGGUCCACAUCUGGGUUUAUUUUUCUUUGUGGAAACACUAGCAUAUCUUGGAGUAGCAGAAAACAAGGAUCGGUAUCCUUAUCUACAACAGAAGCAGAAUACAAAGCAUCAGUUCACGCAGCACAAGAGUGCAUAUGGCUUCGUAGACUCUAG